Messenger RNA from Folsomia candida, 1843 nucleotides. RefSeq lists its product as uncharacterized. The record is from RefSeq and is a predicted model, not a curated record. The transcript is spliced from 8 exons. The coding region runs from base 93 to 1544 and encodes 483 amino acids. Lineage: Eukaryota; Metazoa; Arthropoda; Collembola; Entomobryomorpha; Isotomidae.
CGCGUGUAGUUCGUAUUCACAAACAGCAGCAGAAAUCAGCAGCUCAGUUUGAUUCGAUCCAAAGAUUACAAAAAGACAAAAAUUAAAACAAUAUGAAGCUGCGAUCAGCGUCGUCGACCCGACAAGGAAUCAGUCUUCAAAAUUUGAGCACACAGGACGUUCCUCCCAAUUCUGCCGAGAAUAACAACAGCGCCACGUCGAAAGCUUUACGGAACCCGUUGGUUCUUGACGUCGUAUUCGCCCAGUUGAACAACUCCGAUCUGAAAGCAGCACGACUCGUGUGUCGCGAGUGGGCCGACGUCGGGGCCAGUUUAUUGGGAAAGCGGGCAUUUCUCGACAUCAAUAAGAUUUUCCAGCUCAAAGGGACAACGUUACACUUGGCGACCCCUGUGCACGACAAGCUGACUCGAAGUCUCAUCAUCCGAGACAGAUUCCACCCCUCCGUCCCUGCCAAGAGGACGGAUGACGUCAUCACCCAAAUUUUUACUGAGCUCUCCUUCAACUUGUCGCAAGUCACGAGAGAAAUAAAAUUUUACACCACGCUGAAAAAACUCGCCAUCGCAUUCCUUGAUGGUUUGAGGACCCUGAAAGCUACGCAAAUUCAACAAAUUUCCCUCUACGUAUAUUCGACAAACUGGAAUGUGAACAAUGCUCAAAUUCAAGCCAUUGUAAAACUGCCAAUUCAAAAAAACUUGACCUCCCUGAAGUUUGAAAUUCCUUCAAAUAUUCGCAAAUGGGGACGCGGGGUUCACACGUUUCAACCCGUGCUCCAAGUCUGGAUCGAUUCUGCACCCAACUUGACCUCUUUGGAUGUCACGGCCUCCUUCUGUCCAAGUUUGGAGGGGUGCAAGAAUCUAAAAGUUUUGAAGUUUUGUUACGAAAAUUGUAAUCACAUGUCCUGCCGUAACUUCGACAUCGUGGAUUGCACCGUGACCACGAUGUUGACCCCCGUGAAGGAUUCCUUGACCGAGUUGGAAUUUAGCUUCGACGUUCGUAGAUCUGGCGAUCAAAUCCGGAAUAUCGACGUUCCCAUCAUGUCGAACCUGAUUUCUCUCACGGUCAAUCCGGGAUAUGUCUACAUCCAGGAAUUCUUUGAUGAGAAGCAUUUCCCAAAAUUGAGGAACCUCACCCUCCGAGACCAGUACUACGUAUUUGUGGAGUUAUCAACUCAUCUUAACUUUUGGAAGCAGUAUCGACGCGUUGAAUCUUUCGUGCUGCAGACAUCCGGGAACUACCGGAUUAACCUGCAAGAUGUGGAACGGAUUGUUCAUUUAUUCCCGGCCGUUAAGAAACUGGACGUGACGGUGAGCGUGAAUAGCAAUUUGGCCACUGCGGUGAUGAUACCGUUCCGGCGAUGGGAUUUAGAAGAAGCCAGGCUUGUCGUGCGGAAUGUGUGCGUCGCCACCGAGCUGGCUCGAGUCCUAAGAUAUGUGGCGAAUUGGAAGGGGGGGAAAAGGGUCAACUUCGAGAACACUUAUAUCAAACAGGACGCACUUUCUGCUUGCUGUCAAGACAUCAUUUUAUACAGUAGAGGACUGCAAUAGGUCGAAAUAUCGGGGAGAGUGAUCCCUCAAGUUCUGGACGUCGUGCGUCCCAUUUUCGAGGCCAGUGGUGCACCCGUUGAGUUGAAGGGAGGUGUGUAUCGUAAUCAUGGAAUAAUGCUUUUCUAGUAAAUUGAUAGUAUGUGAGAGGAGAAAGGUAUUUUUUAAUAAGAGUGGUUUUCAAUGUUAGACUGGUUUCCAUUAACAGAUUUUGUAUGUAGUUCGUUACGUUUUAAUCAACUUUGAACUUAUCACCGCAAUUAGUUUGAUAUAUAUUUAAUAAAGACUUGAACAAUGACAAA